Messenger RNA from Pseudoliparis swirei, 3657 nucleotides. It is a transcript of the gene dis3l, whose product is annotated as DIS3 like exosome 3'-5' exoribonuclease. The transcript is spliced from 18 exons. Gene Ontology annotation, cellular component: cytoplasmic exosome (RNase complex). The record is from RefSeq and is a predicted model, not a curated record. Bases 77 to 3337 code for a protein of 1086 amino acids. Gene Ontology annotation, molecular function: 3'-5'-RNA exonuclease activity; RNA binding. Gene Ontology annotation, biological process: rRNA catabolic process. Lineage: Eukaryota; Metazoa; Chordata; Actinopteri; Perciformes; Liparidae.
UACAGGCGUCGCUCUCCCGCGCUGGACGUCCGACGAGCAGCGGCCGGGGAAGACGCGCGCGCGCGGCUCCGAGAGGAUGAUCAAGACCGAGCGGGUCCUGCACCUGAAGAGCUGCCGCGGCCGCAAGCUGCGCGUGGUGCGCGAGCACUACCUGCGCGAGCGCGUGCCGUGUUACAGCGCACUGUGCCAGGCGGGCUGCGACCAGCAAGACCUGCAGCUGCUGCCGGGGGAGCUGACCCACUACGUGGUCCCCGAUGUGGGCGUGGUGCUGGACUACCUGGAGGUGCUGGAGGUCCGAGGCCUGCAGGGCGUGGUCUUCACCCAGACCGCCUGCCAGGCCCUGCAGCAGGCCAGGGGCCGCAGACAGUAUAACCGUCUCAGGACCCUCCUCAAAGACCCUCGUCACGACUGCGUUCUGUUCGCCAACGAGUUCCAGGUGUUCUCCUACGUCCCCCGAGAGAAGGGGGAGAGCCAGGAGGGGUGGCAGACCAGGUGUGUGUACUCUGCAGCCGUGUGGUACUACCACCACCUGGCCGGCCUGAAGGAAGUGGUGAUGAUCACGGAGGACCAGGAGGCCGUCGCUCGCUACGGCAGCCUCAACGCCGGGGUCUACGUCAUCUCCGUCCGGGACUUCCUGCAGAGCUUCUGGCCCGAGCUGCAGGCGGCCCACGAGCUGUACGCCUCCAUCUCCCAGGCGCUGCAGGAGAAGGAGGGCGAGGCCUCGGAGAAGGAGUACGCGGAGCACCUCCCCCCCGAGCUCCUGGAGGCGGGAAUCAAGUCCGGGAGGUACAUUCAGGGCUCUCUGAACGUCAGUAAGCACCGGGCGCUCAGCGAGGCGUCCGUCACGGCCGACGGUUUGUCCAACAAGAGCUCAGACCUGACUUGGGGCGUGUUGGUGAGCGGCGCCAAGAACCGCAACCGGGCCGUGCACGGCGACGUGGUCGCAGUGGAGCUGCUGCCGAGGAGCGAGUGGAGGGGGAGGGACACGGCUCUGGCCGAGGGGCGGGGGGGGGAGGAGGGGGGCGGCGGCGGCGAGGACGGCGGCAGGAAGCCCAUGCCGACCGGCCGCGUGGUGGGGGUCCUGCAGAGGAACUGGAGGGACUACGUGGUGACCUUCCCCCCCCGAGAGGGCCCUCCGCCCCAGAGCAGGAACUCCCAGCGCAUCCUGGCGGUCCCCUGGGACCAUCGGAUCCCCAAGAUCCGCAUCAGCACCCAGCAGGCCGACGCGCUGCAGGACCACCGGGUGGUGGUGCGCAUCGACUCCUGGGACAGCACCUCGCUGUACCCCAACGGGCACAGCGUGCGGGUUCUGGGUCGGGCCGGCGAGCUGGAGACGGAGGUCCAGACCAUCCUCGUGGAGAACUGCAUCCACGUGCCCCCCUUCUCCGACGCUCAGCUGAAGGAGAUGCCGGUGACCUCCCCUGACCUCCCCUGGGCCGUGGACCCGGUUCAGGUGGCGGAGCGGCGGGACCUCAGGGGCCUCCUGGUGUUCAGCAUCGACCCGCCGGGCUGCGUCGACGUGGACGACGCCCUGUCGGUGCGCCGCGUCGCCGGGGGAACGCGGCUGGAGCUCGGGGUCCACAUCGCCGACGUCACGCACUUCGUGGAGGAGGGGUCCCUCACAGACCUGGAGGCCCGGACCAGGGCCACUACGUACUACCUGGCCGACCGGCGCUACGACAUGCUUCCCGCGGUGCUCAGCGCCGACCUCUGCUCUCUGCUGGGGGGCGUGGACCGGUACGCCAUGAGCGUGGUGUGGGAGCUGGACGCCCAGACCCUGUCCGUGGUCCAGGUGUGGUACGGCCGGACCCUCCUGCGCUCCUCCUACCAGCUGCACUACGAGCUGGCCCAGGCGCUGCUGGACGGGGGGCAGGCCGAGGUGCCGGAGCUGGCCGGGCUCGGGCCCGAGGAGAGGGGGGUGGAGCUGGCCCGGCUCACCGAGGCCCUGCAGACCCUGACCCGCAUAGCCAGAAACCUCCGAGCCCAGAGGGACCAGGGAGGAGCGCUGGAGCUGGAAGGGGUGGAGGUGCGAGCCCAGCUGGACGAGGACCGGAACAUCACGGCUCUGGUCCCCCGGCAGCCGCUGGAGGUCCACGAGACGGUGGCGGAGUGCAUGAUCUACGCCAACCACUGGGUGGCGCGCAAGAUCCACGCGGCGUUCCCCCAGCGGGCGCUGCUGCGGCGCCACCCGCCGCCGCGCCGCCAGUUCUUCGGCGCGCUGGUGGAAACGGCCGCCGCCCGAGGCUUCACCGUGGACACCGGGACCAACAAGGCUCUGGCGGACUCUCUGGACCGGGCCGUGGACCCGCUGGACCCGCUGGUGAACCGGCUGCUGAGGAUCAUGGCCACCGCGGCCAUGUCGCAGGCCGAGUACUUCUCCACCGGCCUCCAGGCCCAGGACCACUUCUACCACUACGGACUGGCUCUGGACCGCUACACCCACUUCACCUCGCCCAUCCGCCGCUACGCCGACGUCCUGGUGCACCGCCUCCUCGCCGCCGCCAUCGCCGCGGACCGGGGGUCCGACGCCGGCGGGGCGGCGGCCAGCAACCGGGACCUGGAGGAGACGGCCCGGCACAUCAACAACAAGAACCGGGCGGCCCAGCGGGCCCAGAAGGCGUCCACCGAGCUGUUCCAGUGCCUCUACUUCAAGGACCGAGACCCCCAGACGGACUGGCGCUGUGUGGCCGACGCCGUCGUCUACUCCAUCCGAGACAACGGCGUGCUGGUGUUCGUCCCCGAGUACGGAGUUAAAGGGCCGGUGUACCUGAAGAACCGAGAGGGCCAGGUGGCGGCGGUCGGACCGGACGGCGGCUGCGAGUGGCAGAGCGGCGCCGUGCAGCGACACUCGGACCGGAUCAGCACCACGAGCGGCGGCGGCACCGCCACCGUGCGACUAUUCGACCACAUCACCGUCCGUAUUUCCGUGCGCUCCACCCACUGCCAUGCAGACGCUCUGGUUCUGGAGCUCGUGGUUAACGGGCCUCACCGCCGGCCCGCCGAGCCCCAGACGGACCAGCCGGAGCCCCCGGGCCGCAGCAGCAGCCAGCUGGUCCGGGAGGUGGUGCGUCUGGCCCAGGAGGCGCAGCAGGAGGCGCAGCAGGAGGCGGCCAGGAGGCCCCGCCUCUCCAAAGAGGAGAGGGAGUUCAGCCAGACCAAGACCCCCAACCUGUACUCCCUCCUGGAGGAGAUCCGGGAGCUGGCCCUGCUGGACCCGGAGGGGGUCCCGCCCUGCAGAGGGUCCCGCCCCCCCACAGAGGGGGUCCCACCCCCCCCCUGUGCCCCCACCGCCCCUUCUAAAGCGGAUCAGAAGUCGUCGGCGCCGUGCGGCUCGUGAGACGAGAGCCUGACUUUAGUUUAUUGAUAUUAGACGAUAAACUUUUAUUGAUCAGAGAGGAAAUUAAUUAGUUUCAGAACAAAGAAAUCAGUGUUUCAUCAAAGUUAUUUUAAUAAUUGAAACCCUAACCCUAAAACUAUUUUCCUCAAUGAUUCUCUGAGGUUUAUAGAUCAGGUUUAUUGAUCAGGUUAUUGAUCAGGUUUAUUGAUCAGGUUUAUUGAUGACUCGUUACUGUAGAUUAUGACUUUCUGUAUUUGGAUGAAUAUUAAACUCUUUAAAGAUUUUGGAUUCUUUGACAUUAAACUUGAAAUGUAAUCAUU